Messenger RNA from Branchiostoma belcheri (Belcher's lancelet), 1562 nucleotides. RefSeq lists its product as uncharacterized. The transcript has 3 exons. Bases 115 to 939 code for a protein of 274 amino acids. The record is from RefSeq and is a predicted model, not a curated record. NCBI's taxonomy places the organism in Eukaryota, Metazoa, Chordata, Leptocardii, Amphioxiformes, Branchiostomatidae.
CAAAGGUUAGAAAUACGCCGGAUGAGGGUUUCCACGGUAUACCGCGGUAUUGAGCUAGCUGUGAGCGCUUGGUGAUCUUGACAGACAACGCAAAACGGAGAUCUGGUGAUCACAAUGACUUCAGCAGUAGAAGACAUGGCUGUGAAAGUUUCCAGAAGCAGGUUUUAUCCUUGGGAGUUUAAUAGGAAAGGAAAGUUACCACUCUGGGGUGUCCUGCACCGUAUGGCAAAUCUUGGCAUAUCACAGCAGUUCUUUCAGCGGGGUGCUGAAGUCGCCUACGGAAUGCGCUUUGCCCGUUGCCAAAGUGUGCAGUUCAGUCCCGCCUAUCAUGAGCUGAUAGAAUUCCCGGGAAGAGCUGUCCGUUUUGAAGCCAAAAUGAUCUUCGUCGGGAAAACCUCGUAUAUGUAUGAGACGAAAAUGUUUGACCGAGACACCGACAAGGAACUAGUCAGUCGGCAAAUUCAGAUGGUCAACAUCGACAGGGAGACGCGCAGGCCGAAGCCACUUCCUGAUUGGGCGAUCGAGCAGUACUCGCACCUGACAUCACGCCCUGCAGCGGUACAACCAUUCGACCUGUCUGAUGUCAAACCAGCCUUUGUCUAUCCGGUGACAGUGGCACCAAGUGACAUCGACAGGAACAUGCACACUAACCAGUCUCAGUACGUACGCUACUGUUUCAACUGCGCGGCGGCGGGGGCCAAGAGGGGCGCGUACUCCAUCAUCAGUGGUGACCUUCUCGACUACGACCUCCGAAGUGUUGACCUGCUGUACCAGAGGGAGUCGCGAGAGGGCGACACCCUCCGCAUAGAAUCCUGGGAAGACAUCAGGGAGCCUGAUACCAUCAAGUUUCAGGUCAAGCGAGGAGACAACAAUAUACUGCAGUGUAAAAUGAGCUUUCGUAUACCCAGUGUCCCUGACAUCGAGAAGGCAAAACUUUGAUCAGAUUGAUUUCCCUUUUUUGGGAAGACCAUGUUUAAUUAGGACAGAUAGUCCACGUUAUUAGAAAUUGUCAAUGAAAAAAUUACAGCAAAGUUAAGCAACGAAUGUACCAUGCAAAGAAUCUAAUAUUAACUGAAUUCUUAAAUGUCAAUGUUACAUCAUAAUCAUUUCAAUGUCAUGUUAUGAAAUCUCUCUCUUCUAUGAUAAAUUUAAUUUUGUGUAUUAAUGUUACAUUCCCUACAUUUAUCUUAGAGAGCACAACUAUAAUUUAUCAUGAAACUCUUUGUAUUCCAUACCUCAUAUUUGUUGAUUGUAAGUCUUUGUAGAUAUCAUAUUUAUAAUCAAUGUUAAGAUAUGAAUAUAAUGUAAAUAUUUGAAUUUUUGUGUUUGGUGAGAAAACCAUAUUUAAACAUAUUUGAGUUGACGGCUAUUGAAGUCAAAUCAGUUUUAGGAAAUCAACUUUAGCUUUAAUAUAAAGCAAAGUUUUUUGUACCUCUACCAAUUUCCAGUUGUGAAAAUGACCCAUUCUGAACAUAUACAUGGUCUGACUCUCUGUGCCAUCAUAUGAUUCUGUUCAGAAAGUCUGUAAUAAUGUGUCGACAUUACAUGUAACAUUAUAUCUA